Dissoconium aciculare CBS 342.82 is the source of this 2237-nucleotide messenger RNA. RefSeq lists its product as uncharacterized. The coding region runs from base 150 to 2120 and encodes 656 amino acids. Gene Ontology annotation, biological process: ubiquitin-dependent endocytosis. The transcript is spliced from 2 exons. Gene Ontology annotation, molecular function: protein-macromolecule adaptor activity; ubiquitin protein ligase binding. Lineage: Eukaryota; Fungi; Ascomycota; Dothideomycetes; Mycosphaerellales; Dissoconiaceae. Gene Ontology annotation, cellular component: cytoplasm; cytosol; plasma membrane. The record is from RefSeq and is a predicted model, not a curated record.
GCGCCGUGCCUGGAAGCUUUCACUGGGGAAGACAUCACGGUCUUGUGCUCAUUCGCCGACAAUGGCCGAUGCCGCUAGGAGUCGUCCACGGCGGCCCUUUUAGAUGAUAAUCAACUCCACACACUGUUCGCAUACCGAGACCAUCGACCAUGGUCCUUUCAUCAAAGGUCCCGAUCGUCGGUAAUCUGAAAUCCAAAGCUACCCUCGAGAUCAUCCCCGAUACAAGGUUCAUCACAUUCCAUGGCAGCGAGCAUGAAGCCUCCUCGGUCAAGCUCACCGGCCGAGUGCGCUUGACCACACCCGAAGCGACCAGCAUCCUGAGACCGAAGAUCAGAUUACAGGGCAAGAGGAAGAUCCGAUGGUACCAAUCGAGCUCAGUGUCGCAUAGCGCGAUAGAAGACAAGCAGAUCUUUUGGAACCAGGAACAAAAGCUGGGAGUGGAGACGGCACAUAAGAUCAAUGCAGGCUCUAUGGAGUGGGCCUUUGAAUUCGAGCUGCCACCUUCGAUGCCAGAGAGUGUAGAAGGCAUGCGAGAGACAUAUAUCGUGUACCACUUGCAGGCGAGCGUGUCUCGGCCGGGAUGGAACGCGAAGGAUAUUGUCGCGCAGGAGCAUGUACGACUUGUGCGCACACUGGGAGCGGCAUCAAUGGAGAGCACCCGAUCUCGAUCAAACGCGGAUAUCUGGGCCAACAAAGUCUCCUACAACAUCUCAAUACCGACGGAUGCGGUGGUGUAUGGUACAUCGAUAACGGCAGACGUUGAGCUCUCUCCAUUGAAGAAGGGUCUCCGUUUCGGGAAGGUGCAGCUAAAAUUACUUGAGACUGUCGUCAAAAGAUUACACACCUCGGAGGUUCCUGACCUACGGACGGACAGAUCGAAAAUCGAGGAGCUGGAAGUAGCCAAAACCGAGCUUGAGUUUCCCGAAGAUUGCAAAGUAACUUAUGAAGAUGAAACGUUGGAGGAACCAGUUCUCGCGGAUGAGAUGUACAGGUUCAAGGCUACACUACCACUGCCAAAAUCACUCACACUCUGCCGACAGGAUGUGGAUCUCUUCCAACUCAAUGUCACGCAUCGCUUCAAUUUACUUGUGAAUAUCCUCAAUCCGGAAGGACACACCUCGCAAUUGGUGUGCCGAUUGCCAGUUAAGCUUUUCAUCUCUCCAAACUUGCCGGUCGACGAGUCAAAUCGUGUACAAGAUUCUGGCAAUCGUGCUUCAGAUGAGGCCCUCAACAACGCGGAGAUGACCGCGACUGCGCCACCACAGUAUGGACGGCAUUUUCUUGAUCAGAUUUAUAGCGACAUUAGCCUCAGUGGUUUCGUGAGCCGCGCAGCUAGUGGUCCCGCAACACCUGCUGGAAUUGCGACACUGAGUAGACGCGGCUCACACGACAACAUCGCCUCGUUCAACGUCAUGACUGAUGUCCAUCACGGCAGUGCUGUGCCCCAGCUGCUGCAUUCACGUCUUACCAGUCUACAAGAAUCCGAGGGUGUCCAAAGUCAGCAAUGGCCGCAAACAGGGACCAGUCCGCCGGAUGGUACCUCGUCACACAUAGCUGACCAUACCACUCCACCAUCCGCUGCAUCCCUAUUGCGGCAACCCUCCAGUCUCCAGAUCCCCGCAACCAGCGGCACGACUUCGAGCAACUCCUCCUCACACCCCAACCCGUCACCUCCAUCUGGCACGAACGGAAUCGCCCCACAUGCCGUCGAAUCCGACUUUGACCUCGAUCAGUUGGCCCGAAUACCCUCUUACAACACCGCCCUCCGCACUCCAGGCGCAGUGACACCCCUAUCAGAGUGUCCGCCGAGUUACAUCAUCGCCACAAGUCGACCUCCCAGCCCGCCCGUAAGCGCGACAACAGCCACAGCGACAUCUUCACGGAACCCUUCUCCAGUCGAUGGAACCGUCGGUCUUACGCCUCCUUCCGGCUUAUCGUCCGAAGCAGCCACCAGACCACCCGCCUCGCGCUCCGCCUCUCCCCACUCCCACCCCCUCGGCCUCUCCGUACCAACCAGAACGUCUCCUCCCUCAGAAGCGAGCGGGAGCUCGACGGCGGAACCGAAUAACCCUCACAGUCGACCUGCUCCCGCAGCGCGGAUGUCGCGCGCGGGGAUCUAGGCGCGCCUGCGCGGCGGCAGACGGCGAUGAAGGAAUCCACGGUUUUGUUUUUCUCGGCGGCCAUUUCCAUUCUGUGUGUGGAUGAGGUAUGGUGUGAACGAUGCUUCGCUUAGGAAA